GGCAAAGUUUUUCAUCUGUCGUAGUGAGAGGCGGAGGUGAAGUCUCUCUGCCCUGUGAAAACAGGAUGGAUCAGACCAGCUGCACACGGACCAACUGGCUCUUUGGUAAAACAGCUCAGGCUCCAGCAACAGAUCUGGUUAAGUUUGGUGGGACUGGUCAUACUCAGGCUUCCAGAGCUAGAGGAGGAAGACUGAGCGUCUCGGCAAGCUGCUCUCUGGUCAUUCAGAAGGUCUCUGCCUCAGACGUAGGAACAUAUUACUGCCAACAGUUUAACAGCUUAAAUCAAAAAGAGACUACAAACACUGCUGCUUUGGCUCUUGCUAACUUUACUGAAGAGAAGGAUGAGGAGGAGGUGACGCUAGGAUGCUCCGUUAUAUCAAACGAUCCCUGCAAAUACACUAUAAGCUGGCUUUUAAAUGGUCAAAACAUUGAUAAGGAGGACAUAGAUUUUGAGACAGAAAAGUCCGAUUGUUCAGCCAAAGUCACCUUUCAGACUUCACGUCUAGUUUAUGAGGCAGGCAGCUAUACGUCCCUGAAAUGUGAAGUGGCAGAGACUGGAACAAGAAGAAAGCAGCUUUUUGCCUUCAGACCUCAAACCCCAGUUUCAGGUGUGUGGUGGUUGUACAUCAUUGUAGGUGCUGGUUUUGCAGCUGGUUUGGCAGCUGUCCUGUUUGCCGUCUGGCUUUUCAUAAAAAGGAAGAAAAAUAAAGGAAAUAAAACACAAGUAGGUGAAAACCAGGGAUUAAACCCACACUCUACAGCUUCUCAGCCUGCUAUAGAAACGAGUCAGGACACAGAUGAGCUUGAUGAUACCAUCCCAUAUGCUACUAUUAUCCUCCCCAAGACCAACAAUCAGUUUCAGAGAAGCGAUGCUGCAGUCACCUACAGCGCUCUCAAAGUUGGAGCAUCCCCUGAUUAAGGCCCCCUCUAUGCUUCUUUUAAAUAACCAAACUGGGAUAUAUGUUAAUUUGAAAGAGACUUGUUUAUUUUACAUGUUUUGUUUACAUGUGAAAAUAAGAUUUUUAAGGCUAGAAAACAGAGUUUAACCAGAACCCCUUUGUUUUAGGGGCACAAAUUUGAGUACAGAUGCAUAUGUAAGGUUUUUGUCUUUUUUUUUUUUUUUUUAGGAAAAGUUUCCUUAACACACAAUAAUUAAAAAAAAAUGCAUACCCAACAAAUUAUCAAUCCAUCCUGUGUGACUGUACAGGCAGUAUUUGUCCACAAGGGGGAGAUGUGGGCCAGGCUGUGACUGCAAAAGUAGUUUCCUCACAGUUUGCAGUGCUCACAAAAUUAUUCAUACAUCAGUAACUUUUCAAAAUGUUGUCAUUUUGUUUAUGCCACUUUAUUUUGUUGGGUGAUCAAAAGGUAGAAAACGGAAAAACAGGAUGAAUAUUACGCUGUCUGCCUAAAUUGAGAGGCAAAGAAGCAUUACACAGGGAAGCAGCCAAGAGGUCCAAUACAACCCUGGAGGAGAUGCAGAAAUUCCCAGAUUAGAUGGGAGAAUUAUUUGCCAGGACAACUACUAGUUAGAACAACAAGAUGUAUGGACUGGGCAGACUUCAAAGAAAACCCUGAUGUAAAGGUCUAACAGAGUUAAUGGAAGCUCCUCUCCCAACAGAACAAACUGACAUGAGCUGCAAUGGAAUUGUCUCAGUCAGAAGUUACUUUAUUACCUCAAAAGUUUGUACAUUUAUAUCUAAUGCAUGUAUGCUGUGAGUGUGUAAAAACAUUCAAAUUCCUUGUUUGUGCAAACAGUCUUGCCCAAUAAAGCAGAUUUUGUGUUAACCCCCCCCCCCCAAAAAAAAAGAAA
This is a messenger RNA of Fundulus heteroclitus (mummichog), 1811 nucleotides long. RefSeq lists its product as uncharacterized. Lineage: Eukaryota; Metazoa; Chordata; Actinopteri; Cyprinodontiformes; Fundulidae. Bases 66 to 920 code for a protein of 284 amino acids. The transcript has 7 exons. The record is from RefSeq and is a predicted model, not a curated record.